Dentiscutata erythropus is the source of this 167-nucleotide messenger RNA. The record is from the annotation of a GenBank genome assembly. NCBI's taxonomy places the organism in Eukaryota, Fungi, Glomeromycota, Glomeromycetes, Diversisporales, Gigasporaceae.
ACAAUAGGCACAAACCUAAUUUUCGUCAUAUGGCUCGAUUUAAACUAUCUCGCAAUAUAACAACAAGUGAACCACCAGUUUUACAAUCAGCAAGUGAAACUCUAACAAGCAUUCCUCCCCGAGAUAUGCCUUUAACUGCUGAUGAAGGUGAGAGCGAAGAAAUGGCA